Ictalurus furcatus (blue catfish) is the source of this 6186-nucleotide messenger RNA. RefSeq names its product basic leucine zipper nuclear factor 1 (gene blzf1). The record is from RefSeq and is a predicted model, not a curated record. NCBI's taxonomy places the organism in Eukaryota, Metazoa, Chordata, Actinopteri, Siluriformes, Ictaluridae. The coding region runs from base 78 to 1271 and encodes 397 amino acids. Gene Ontology annotation, biological process: Golgi organization; Golgi to plasma membrane protein transport. The transcript has 7 exons. Gene Ontology annotation, cellular component: Golgi membrane.
CCGGGUCAGGGCUGUGAGAUUCUCAGUUCUUCACCAUACAUUUCACCCUGCUGCUGCUUUAAGGAUCUUCUCCAACCAUGUCUGCUGACAUCAUGAAAGAUCCCUCUGUCGUGUUCAUCCGUGGCCCUGGUGAUGGCAUGGAGACGGCCAAACCUGCGCCGAGCCUGGAGAUGUCCGUGGAGACUCUGCCUCUAAAGAUAUCUCUACCUCGACAGUGUCCCAGGACUGCGCUGGUGUCCCCUGGUGUCCUUCAUCUGGGAAAAGUGAGCAGGGACUCUUGCACCGAGGUGGAGGCCGUGCGUAUCAUCGUACCACGUGCCGCCAUCAUCCGUAGCGUCCGAGCCGGUGCCCACGCUGACAGCAAGACGGACGAAAGAGGAUCAGGGUCUCCCCACCAUGGUGAGGAUCGUCCCCCGUCCCCUUCCUCAGAGCCACAGGACUAUAAGAGCGUUGUGGAGAAGCUUCAGAACUCCGAGCGCAGGCUGCUGCAGGACAAGGAGGGGCUUUCAAACCAGCUGCGUGUUCAGACCGAGGUAAACAGGGAGCUGAAGAAACUCCUUGUGGCCUCAGUAGGCGACGACUUGCAGUAUCACUUCGAGCGAAUGUCGCGGGAGAAGAACCAGCUCAUUCUGGAGAACGAGGUUCUGGGCCGCAACCUGGCGCAUACGGCCGAGCAGCUGGAGCGCAUGAGCAUUCAGUGUGACGUGUGGAGGAGCAAAUUCCUCGCCAGCCGAGUGAUGGCUGAGGAGUUGACUAAUGCCCGAGCUGCUCUCCAGCGACAGACCAGAGAGGCCCAAACUGCCAUUCAGGACCUGCUGCGUGAGAGAGAGGAGUUCUCCCGAGACAUGAUGCACACACACAGAUCUCUGGAGCAGCUUCUAGUCUCGUUACAGUGGGGUAGACAGCAAACCUACUACCCCAGCGCACAGCCGCUCAGCACCGGAGAACUGGCUGCGGCCAAUCACAAGCUGGCUGACGCCAUCAACUCGCACCUGCUGGGAAACAUAAGCAAGAGCGGCGCGAGCGUGAAGAGCGGUUCAGCUUCAGAACUCUGCAACACACCGGCUGAGAAGAUGGCUGAAAAGGUACUCAGGAUUCUGGAUCCCAUAUCCUGCCCGGACACCGCGGACGACUCGGGAACUAGCGACUCCAGCGCUUCUCCUUUCCUUCCCAAUAAGAAAAGCAUCGGACGUUUCCACCCGUACACUCGCUAUGAGAACAUCACCUUUAACUGCUGCGAGCGCUGCACUGGCGAGCUGAUCGUGCUCUAAGACAAGCUCACAUUAAAGCGAUACACCAGUGGUUUUUUUUUUUUAUAAAUAUUUAUUUAUUUUUAAAACCCAGUCUCUACUUACUGCAUCUGUAUGAAAUUCAAUUUGUGCCAAAAGUAUUGAAAAACGCUCUGAAACUGAAACGCAAAAAUCUAACAUCCAUCCAUCCAUCUUCUACACUGCUUAUCCUACAGAGUCGCGGGGAACCUGGAGCCUAUCCCAGGGAACAUGGGGGACAAGGCGGGGGACACCCUGGACGGGGUGCCAAUCCAUCACAGGGCACAAUCACAUACACAUUCAUACACUACGGACAAUUUGGACAUGCCAAUCAGCCUACCAUGCCUGUCUUUGGACUGGGGGAGGAACAACAAUCUACCACGGUCUUUAAAUUUUACGUUUACGUUCGCCAUUCUGGCACGAAGCUCUCGAGUGGGCGGGUUUAACAGCGAUUUGUUCUCAUUGGCUAGUGAGAUUCUGAUUGACCGCUCCCUGACCAGGAAGCAGACGCUUCAGUGGCGCAAAUUUUGGGAGAGCGUCCUGGAUGCGGUUCUCUGUUUUUUACUUUGCAGUGGAAAUGACUUUCUUAAUUUUUUGGAGGUUUGGGUCGUCUCAUAUGACUAUUUAAAUUUUGUACUUUUUUUUUUAGAUGAGCUCUCAGGAGCGACACGAAGCAGCGUCAUCGUCGUUAUAGUCAUAAUCCUCCUCCUCAGCUGGACCCUCAAUCUGUCGAUCCAAAUCUCCCUAGCCCAUGAGAGUAAAUCACUAUUAAGCCCCGCCCACACGGGAGAGUAGUGCCAGGAUGUAAACGAAGACUCCCUCAGCAGAGCAUUCAUAAAGCAUGAUUAGGGAAAAGGAAGCUUAUUGUUUAUUUGAAGACCACGUUCAAGUUUUGCCACCGAGUUCACUGUGUUCGUUUCUUGAAAAGUUACCUUCAAUACUUUUAGCACAAGUUUACUUCUAUUAACAGUUGUGCCCAAAAGUUUGUAUACCCCAUUGCAUUAUCUGUUAACAAAAUAAGACGGAUGAUAAAAAUCCCAUGUUGUUUUGUUAUUUAGUCCUGGUACAUUAAGAGCCAGGGGGGUGUAAAUUUUUGAACAGGAUGAUCAGUGUAAAUUAUUUUGUUUAAAGAUCUUUUUUUUUCAUGUAGUACUGCCCUUCAGACACUAAAUAACAUCUCACGUCUCCCAGAAGACAAAAUACUAACAAUUUACACCCAUCAUCCUGUUCAAAAGUUUACACCCCCCUGGCUCUUAAUGUACCGUGUUGCCUUCUUGAGCAUCAGUGAAUGUUUACACCUUUUGUAAUAGUCGUGUACGAGUCCCUCAGUCGUCCUCAGUGUGAACAGAUGGAUCUGAACAUCAUAUAGUCGCUGUUGGAAAGGGGUCAAAUAUGCAGAAGAUGCUGGAAAAGUAAAGAAUGUGCAGGACCUGGAGGAUUUUUCUGAAGAACAGUUUAACUGCUCAGGACAAACAAGGGACUCAUGAAGAACUCUCACAAAACAUAAACACAGUCUCUGAUCAUCCAGGUAACGACACGCAGUGUUAAUAAUCAAGGGUGUGUAAACUUUUGGACGGGGUAAUUUUUAUAAAUUCAGUUAUCAUCUUGUCUUGUGGACUAUAUGUGAACAUCUGUUAUGUGAAAUAGUUUAUUCAGGACAGAACUAAUUAAAUAACAACAUGGGAUUUUUAUCAUCCAUCUUAUUUUGUUAACAGUAUUAAGAUUGAACAGAUUCCGCAAGGGGUAUACAAACUUUUGGGCACGACUGUACAUCUGUAGUGUUUGUGAUGACUACGAGCAAGAACUUUGACACUUUUGCUCGUACAGAGUCGAGGCUGUUUUCCGUUCUUCUCCCAGUGUCCGUGUUGUUGAGAAACAUUACAGAUGUAAUAUAAGAAGAGAUUAGGUUUAAAAAGAAAGAAAAACCCACGGGGGUUUCCCUUUAAUGACACUUUCUGUCACACUUCCUGUUUUCUUUUCUUGUUAUCUUGGUUUUUUUUUUUCUUCAGUCUAGAUCUGUGAUACUAAUACAGUUGAGUGCGAAAGUUUGCAUACCCUCAGGAAUGUCUGCACGAGGAGACAGAACUGUAUUGUGUUAGGAUGUUACAUUACCACCGGUCAGAAAGUGUUCAUCAUGUAUAGUAAGUUCUUCGUUCCGAAUGUGAAUAAUAAUGUAAAUAUUCUUUAAUAAUGUGUUUGUCUGCGCUUUGGUCUUAAACGUGUCUCCAAUCGCGUUCAUGUUUACAUUUACGGCAUUUGGCAGACGCUCUUAUCCAGAGCGACGUUUCUCAAUUAUACAUCUGAGCAGUUGAGGGUUAAGGGCCUUGCUCGAGGGCCCAGCAGUGGCAGCUUGGCAGUGCUGGGGUUUGAACUCCUGAGCUUCUGAUCAGCAACACAGAUCCUUUAACCACAGAGCCACCACUACCCACCACACAGUACAGGGAUUGAACCCUCGACCUCGGCGUUAUUAGGACCAAGCCCUCGUAUCCUCCUCGCAGCUUUGGGCUCCUCGCUGUAGCCCCAUCACACUUCCUUCCUUCCAUCUGUCAGGUUGUUCGGGUUCUCCUACAUACGUGUUAUAAUUCUGCUACAUUUUCCUUUUCUUUCCAUAUGUUAGGGAUGCAAACGUUUGUCCUCGACCGUGCCAGAAGACACAAUACAACGCUGUACUGUAAUAUAACUGGGAGUAUAAUAGAACUAUAAGUCUGACACUUUUUAUAACCUAGUAUUUUUAAAGCUGGACCGUUUGGACACGGCACCGUAUCGCGUCGUUGGAUAUUCUGAUCUCUUUUGUGACCCGAUCGUUUCCUUGCAUUCAUUUGAACCAAACAACAAAACUGAUUAACGUCUGUUGGCUCAGUAUUGAAUCCCAGCAAGCACGGAAAUAACUUCACGUGUUAAAACGUCUGGAGUCGUCUUUUGAUGGACACCAAAGAGAGAGCACAGCUGGACUCUACAGGAUCUACGGGAUCAGGAAGCGUUGUGUUUUUCCCCCUUUAUAUUGUACGUUGUUGUUGUUGUUGUUUCCCUGUAACCUGAAGCUGUUGAUUUGUUGAUCAGCCCUGAACAGCAUGCGAGUCGCCUUGUCUUUGCACAGUUAUUUAUAUAGACAAGACAUUUAAAAAUGCCGGGUGAUGAUUUCCCUGAUGUGUUUCCUUGAUUAUGCAGUGUGUGUGUGUGUGUGUGUGUGUUUUUGCUGUCGAAUUCUUCAUCAUAUCAGCAUCUGUUGGGAAAUGUUUUCGCUGAACGCGAACAAGCCGAGCGGUGCUUAUUUAUUUGUACACGCUGCAUUAGGACUCGAUGAGCUGCUGAGUGUUUGUGGAUAAUAAUGCUGACCCUGCUAUAAUGAACGCGGGUGCGAUCGUGUAAGUCGUUUCAUUUCUGCCGAACUGAAUCUGUUUUGUAAAAUGUCUCAAACACGUCUGUAUGUUUUUCUUGUAUCGUGAAAUGACCGCGAGACCGUGUGAGAGUCGGUUACGAUUAUCCCGUCGGAAUUUUGCACCAAUUAAAUGCUGGCUAUUGAGGAAGGAAAAAAACGUGUCCGAGCUUUUCAUUCAUUUGAUAUUUCAUUUAACAUCUUGGAAUUAUAAGCAGUCCGUGCAGGAUAUCACAGGGUUUUAUUUUGUGAUCGUUGCGUCCAAAAACGCUCGAUUUCGCAGCGGGUUUUCCCCCGAAAUUUGUGAUGCAACUUGUUUUUUGGAACUUUUUUUUUUUUACGGAAAACUACUCGAAUUGGCAAAAAACGCAAUCACACGAAAUUGUUCGGCACGCUCUUUCGCAGUGAUGUUUGUUGGUAAAUGAGAACUUUUAGCUGUACUUGUGUUCGGGCUUCGGCUGAAUGCGCGUUGCGACGACGUCACGUGACUCGUCUUGGCCAGAAUCCGCGGGAAUUUUGAAACAUUGCAAGCGCCUGCGAAUACUGCGGCGUUUCCUCGAUUUUGCGUUGAGUUCUACGAAAUUCACAAAAUCCUGGAGGGACUGCAUAAGGAAUAUAUGGAAUAUACAAUUGCACCCAUAAAGUUUGCAUACCCCUUGCGGAAUCUGUUAAAUCUUAAUACUGUUAACAGAAAUAAGACGCAUGAUAAAAAUCCCAUGUUGUUGUUUAUUUAGUUCUGUCCUGAAUAAACUAUUUCACAUAACAGAUGUUUACAUAUAGUCCACAAGACAACAGCUGAAUUUAUCAAAAUUACCCCGUUCAAAAGUGAUUAGUAUUUUGUCUUCUGGGAGACAUUUACACCCAUCAUCCUGUUCAAAAGUUUACACCCCCCUGGCUCUUAAUGUAUCGUGUUGCCUUCUUGAGCAUCAGUGAAUGUUUACACCUUUUGUAAUAGUCGUGUACGAGUCCCUCAGUCGUCCUCAGUGUGAACAGAUGGAUCUGAACAUCAUACAGUCGCUGUUGCAAAGGGGUCAAAUAUGCAGAAGAUGCUGGAAAAGUGAAGAAUGUGCAGGACCUGGAGGAUUUUUCUGAAGAACAGUGGGCAGUUUAACUGCUCAGGACAAACAAGGGACUCGUGAAGAACUCUCACAAAACAUAAACACAGUCUCUGAUCAUCCAGGUAACCACACGCAGGAUUAAUAAUCAAGGGUGUGUAAACUUUUGGACGGGGUAAUUUUUAUAAAUUCAUCUAUUAUCUUGUCUUGUGGACUAUAUGUAAACAUCUGUUAUGUGAAAUAGUUUAUUCAGGACAGAACUAAAUAAAAAACAACAUGGGAUUUUUAUCAUCCAUCUUAUUUUGUUAACAGUAUUAAGAUUUAACAGAUUCCGCAAGGGGUAUACAAACUUUUGAGCACAACUGUACAUGCCACUUGAAUAUCCUGUAUGAGAUUAUACAGUAUAACAUUUCUAACAUUUUUGAUUAAGGUCUUGUUCUGCAGAAUAGCAGAGGGUCACGUCGUCGACGUUUCCUUACAGAGCAGU